AUGAAUUAUUUCUGUAACGAGAACUUUAAAGUAAAAUCUAGAAGCUUUGAACAGUCAAAUGAAACAUUUCACCAUUAUUUGUCAACAUCGUUCAAUAAAAAUCUUAACAAAAUACUCGUGGUUUAUGGAUUUGAGCAUUUAACAAUCAAUUGUGAUAUGAUUUUUAAUUUAUUUUGUUUGUAUGGAAAUGUAAUGAAAGUUAAAAUUUUAAAGAAUAAAAUGGUAUUAGUAGAAAUGAACACAUUAGAAGAGGCUAAUCGUUGUAUAGAUAAUUUACAUAAAACUCCAAUAGGACACACUAAGAAAAUUGAGGUCAAAUAUUCAAAGCAUUACUCAAUUUAUAAUGAGAAUAUGGCAAACAAAUUGUCUGAUGGAACAUAUGCUUAUAAAAUUUAUUCGACAAGUAAACUAAAUAGGUUUUCCAAAGUUUCCCAAAACAAUAAACGAAGACCAACAGCGCCAUCUAAAAUACUUCAUUUUUUUAACGCUCCAACAGACAUUACCGGAUUGGACGUACAUAAAACUAUAUCAAAACAUUUGGAAAACAUUAAUUCAAUAGUUUCUAUAACAAUUUUGCCUAAAAGCCAUAAAGUAAAAUGUUCAACUGGCUUAAUAGAAUUUAAAGACAUCUCAAACGCAGUAAAGGCCGUUUUAAAGUCAAACCAUUUAUUAAUAAAAUCAUCAAAGUCUAAGUAUCCAUUUCUCAUGAAGUUAUGCUUUUCCAAUUAUUAUGAUAUACAUCAAACAUAUCUUGCAUACAACAGAACUCGAAUAUUAAAAUGUCGAUCAAUGCGAUUUACACCAUGGCUAUUACAUAAUUCUGAACAAUCAAUUGCAACAACAAUAUUUUUAAUUUCUUGUAUCAAAGUUGUGAAUGAUAAUAUUCCUUGGACAUUAAGGAUGGUACAAGAAACAGAUUAUAAGCAAAAGAUAAUAAACGAGGAAGAAACACCUAAUGAUUGGAAUGGAGUUUUAGACCUGUUAAAGAAUAAAAUUGUAGAUAGUAAUAAUGUUCAUGACAAUGUUGAUGACAAAGGAGAUAAUUUUGACCAUACCGAACACAUUGACGUUAACAAAAUUGGUCCUUUAGGGGAUGAAUGAAUGUUAUAUUAUGUUUUUUUAAUGUUCUAGUUUAUACUAAAUUUGUUUAGAUUUUAAUAUUAUAAAUAAAAAUAAUAUUUUCAUAUUUUAUGAAAUAUUUAAUAAUAAAUUGUAGUGACUAAA
Daktulosphaira vitifoliae (grape phylloxera) is the source of this 1224-nucleotide messenger RNA. RefSeq names its product heterogeneous nuclear ribonucleoprotein L-like. Gene Ontology annotation, cellular component: nucleus. Gene Ontology annotation, molecular function: mRNA binding. The transcript has 5 exons. NCBI's taxonomy places the organism in Eukaryota, Metazoa, Arthropoda, Insecta, Hemiptera, Phylloxeridae. The record is from RefSeq and is a predicted model, not a curated record. Bases 1 to 1101 code for a protein of 366 amino acids. Gene Ontology annotation, biological process: regulation of RNA splicing.